Messenger RNA from Mya arenaria, 8624 nucleotides. RefSeq names its product E3 ubiquitin-protein ligase CBL-like. NCBI's taxonomy places the organism in Eukaryota, Metazoa, Mollusca, Bivalvia, Myida, Myidae. Gene Ontology annotation, biological process: cell surface receptor signaling pathway; negative regulation of epidermal growth factor-activated receptor activity. The coding region runs from base 40 to 2145 and encodes 701 amino acids. The transcript has 12 exons. Gene Ontology annotation, cellular component: membrane raft; plasma membrane. The record is from RefSeq and is a predicted model, not a curated record. Gene Ontology annotation, molecular function: phosphotyrosine residue binding; receptor tyrosine kinase binding; SH3 domain binding.
UACAAAACCAGUCUACCAAACCAGGAAGAUGUGAGUAAGAUGGCGCAGGCAAAUCGACCAAAAUCCAACAACAAUCAAGCAAUGAACCUGUCGGGAGGAAUUCUUGGUGUUUUACAGGGAGUAUUCACACCAAGUAGACUUGUGGUCGAUAAAAAGACAAUAGAAAAGUCAUGGAAGUUAAUGGACAAAGUGGUAAAAAUGUGUCAACAUCAUCGAAUGAAUUUGAGAAACAGUCCACCUUUCAUUUUGGAUAUUUUGCCAGACACUUAUCAGCAUCUUAGGCUUAUAUAUAACAAACAUGACGACAAACUACAUACUCUCAAUGAAUGCGAAUAUUUCCGGAUAUUCAUAGAAAACUUGAUGAACAAGUGUAAAAACACUAUAAAAUUGUUCAAGGAAGGGAAGGAAAAGAUGUUUGACGAAUCGUCACACUACAGACGAAAUUUGACUAAAUUGAGUCUAGUGUUUUCACACAUGCUAGCGGAAUUAAAAGCAAUAUAUCCGAACGGCUCGUUUGCGGGUGAAAACUUCAGAAUCACAAAAGGAGAUGCGGCAGAUUGGUGGAAAAAGUCAUUUGGUGAAAGGACCAUAGUACCAUGGCGUAACUUCCGCCAGACGCUGAACGAGGUUCACAACAUCAGUUCACCUCUAGAGGCGAUGGCCUUGAAAUCAACAAUAGAUCUUACCUGCAACGACUACAUCUCCUGUUUUGAGUUUGACGUAUUUUCAAGGCUGUUUCAACCCUGGUGCAACCUGCUUCGUAACUGGAAUGUUCUUGCCGUUACCCAUCCAGGCUACGUUGCUUUCCUGACGUACGAUGAAGUGAAGGCUCGGUUACAGAAAUAUGCUACAAAACCCGGCAGCUAUGUUUUCCGUCUGAGCUGUACCCGUCUAGGCCAGUGGGCGAUAGGCUACGUAACAUCAGACGCACAAAUUCUUCAGACAAUCCCACAGAACAAAUCCCUCUGUCAGGCACUGCUGGAUGGCCAGAGGGAAGGCUUUUUUCUGUACCCAGAUGGUCGGUCAAUCAACCCCGACCUGAGUUACCUGGUACAGGACUCUCAGGAAGAUCAUAUCAAGGUUACCCAAGAGCAGUAUGAGCUGUAUUGCGAGAUGGGCUCGACGUUUCAGCUGUGUAAAAUCUGCGCUGAAAACGACAAGGACAUUAAAAUAGAACCCUGUGGCCACCUUUUAUGUACACCUUGUCUUAACCAAUGGCAGAACUCAGAAGGCCAAGGGUGCCCGUUUUGUCGGUGCGAAAUCAAGGGUACAGAGUCUGUAGUGGUUGAUCCGUUUGACCCCCGGCUCACUGCAAGCAGGCUUGAUUGUUCAGGAGUAGGUAUUAGUAGCAGUUCCUACAGUUCCGUAACAAACAACACUGAACACGAGGAGUCUGAUACAAUGGAAUCUAAAUCAACCCUAUUUGACUCUCCGGACUUGCGACGCCACGAUCUUCCGCCCCCCGUACCUCCGAGACGAGUCUCGCCCAACCCAUCACCCAACGUGUCACCUAAUUCCUCACCCAAGCUUCCAAGACGGCAAUUACCACCAACACCUAAUUUGGCUGAUAAUAAGACUCAACAGCCUGACCCAACAAUGACUGCGGUGCAGAAAACAGCUGUCGAGAAACACUCGGACACAGGCGUCUCCUACGCAGAACUCCGCUACGAGGUUCCCGCCCUGGGCGGAUCCAGCAAGCCGGAGAGGAUGGACACAGGAGGUGGUAACUCUGCCCCUAACCACGCCCCUAACUCUGGUGACCAAUCAAACAUGAGCACAAUGCAAGGAGGAACUAUUUUCUCUGUGACAGGAAAUAGCCGUGCCCCGCUACAUCGCGUACCCAGUGAGUACGAUGUUCCCCCAUUACCAGCCCCCAGAGGACGCAAUACACCAACACUUGACUCCAGUAAAAAUCAUGAGGCAGGCAGUUCAGGAGAUAUUCCCUUGCCGGCUCGAAGAGACAGAUUGCGUGAAAAUCAGGAUAUAAACAAGGAGAAUAGUUAUGACAGUAUUAACGAAGACCAUGUAGAGGAACUCACGAAAAAAGGUUACAAUCGUAUGAAAGUGCUCGAAGCGUUACGAGUUGCGAAAAAUAAUAUUACCAUGGCAGAAGAAAUUCUAGAGACAUUUGUCAAAACUAUGUAGCAAUGGUGUGAAUAUGUUGUUUUUUGUGGAUGUUUGAAAUUCAAAUGGUGGGACGAAUGCGAUAUAUUGCCGAAUGACAUUUGGUUUAUUAAUUGUUAUUUGUUCUCUACCUGCAUUAAAAUACAUAAUUUCUUGUUUGAUUUCUUUUGAUGAUUGUGGUCAGUAGAUAUAAGUUAUGUGUAUAGUAUGUUUCUUGUUACAAUCACAUAUUAAAGGAGCUAGACACCAGAUGAUACCAUAGCAAAAAAAAAAAAAAAUUCAAAAACUUACAACGCAUUGAAUCUUAUGUAUUACUUUGCUUAUGACACAGGUAUCUUUCGCAUUUUGGCAGGUUUUCCAGUUCGAAGUUUACUGGGUUUGUCUACCGCAUAAAUUUAAAAAUAGGGUACUAAUCAUGAUCUUCACUAAUCAUGUGACUUUCACAUGCUUAAUAUCCACACUAUGAAAUAGGAAAGCAUUACGCGCUAUUUUUAAAUGGGUAAACUUAGUUCAGUCAGCGACAAAAUAUUAUUUUAAUCAUAUAAAAUGAUGUAUUAUCAGCCUCAUACUUGUUUUGAAAAUUCUAGGCUUGUUUUGAGGAAAUACUACAUACAUGUAUGCUGAUUUUGGGACCAUCUGGUGUGUAGUCCCUUUAAUAUCGGAGAAUUAUCCAAUUGCCAAAAGAGUUUAAAAGGGUGAGAGUGGUCUAGUGGUAUAGGUGUCCGGACCUCAUCCAAGAGGUUAUGGGUUCCAUCCCAAUCAAGGGUUUCUUCUCACGGCCUCUCAAAAUGGACACUGGUAGUGGUUUCUUACCCAGGAAACAGACUUGACCAUGACUCUAUAAGCUGUCAGCUUUUGUCAUAAUUGAGCUUAAAGAAAUUAUUACAAAUUCUGUCAUAAAUUAUUAAUAAAUAUUUAGAGAAAAUGACUUUUCCUUUUGUGCACAUUAAAAUGUUAAUUUUGAACGUUAUUUGAAGCUAUGAAAGUCUAUUAGAGCAUUUUGGAUGACCAUAAUUCAAAUAAUUGCAGACAAAAUAUGGAAGGCAUUGCUAUCAAAAUGUUAAAUAUUUCUAUUUUAAUACAUAUUAGUAAUUAGUUACUAUUAGUUAUAUAUAUAUACAUCUAUUUCCUUAGUUGUUGGUCAUUUUAAUUUAUCAGUACAAAUCAGAAAUAACUUGGUAUGUAUUGAUUUGUUGAUUGUCAAACUCACAUUUUCUGAAAAUAAGUUAGAUUGAAUGUUGAUAUGUAUUACUUAUAUGUUGGAUUUUCAAAUUCAAGAUUUACAGUAAAAUUGCUCAUUUAAUGUAAAUGGAAUCCACAUAAUUGAGAAAUUCUACAAAAAGUGAUUUGCAGGAAAAUAAAAAAAAACCAAGAUACGAAACAGAUAGGAAUAUACUAAAAAACAACAACUCUGGUACACUGUUUUGAACAUUAACUCAAGUUUUGUAGUAACACUUACUGGAGAUCAAUGUACAAUGAUUUUUUAAAUGUUGACUUUCAAUUGUUGUUGUUUUUCAAGCUUACAUGUAGUUACAGAGAUAAUUUCCAUAUAAGUCAUUUAUAUUAUUUUAUAGGUUAGGCAUAAAAAGACAUAUGUCUGUUUCCAGUUUAGGAAACUUUCCUGACCUUUUUUUGCCCCAUCCCUAAACCUUUCUUUUACCUUAAGAAAUAAUGUUUUUGUAAUCAUUGUUUAAUUUUUUUUCUUUUAAAAGUUAAAAAUGAAGUGUUUUGGCUUUUAACAAUACCAGUAAUGCUAAUACUGAUAAUUUGGAUCUGUUAAGCAUAUAAUUUAUAGUUUUUUGGUAACAUCAAAAUCUCAAGAAACAAUUUGCCUAAUAAAAAAAUAAAAUCCGACCUACAUACCUUGUUUUUUGGGGGGUAUGAAAUUAGAAACCAAAACUUUAUUUUUUACGCCAUAGUUCAAGGCAUAACCGGGUAUUGUUUGAAAUGUUUUGGUAAGAACUUUGUGAUUUAUUAUUUAUAAGAUAAUUCACAAGUACAAUGUAUAUCCUAAGUUAUACAUGUACCUGUAUAUUCAUUUAAAAUGAUUGGAAAACAGUGACAAGUUGGCCUAAUGUAAUUGUAAUUAGAACUAGUAGUAUAGUUGUUCCCGUUAUUUUGAUUAGAGAACUAUCUUGUAAUUCUUGUGUAUUUUUUGUGUGUUUUUUUUUCAGGAAUUUUAUUCGUAAAUAGUGCUUCAAUGGUCUGCUGAGCAGUACCUAUAUAUUUUGUGAUAUGUUUUUUCGUUUAACUCUUGAGUGAAAAUGGGUAUUAGGUCAACACAAACAAUAAUAUAUAUAGAUACUCUGUUUGUUUAAAGCUGCUCUCUUACAGAUUCACGGUUUUGACAAAAAAAAUAAAUUUUUGUCUUGGAAUGAGCCAAUUUUUGCGUAAAAGUCGGGCUGACUAAAGCUUCGAUCGCAGUUGUUUAUAAUUAUGUAUGGUCGAAAAUUGACGUUUUAUGGCUAAAAGAGUUAUUAAAACCUUAAGAAUAUUGCAAUUUUCGGACGUUUUUCGAACAGUUCAGAUCUGUUCUAUUGUGAGUUAUCUUAUAUGAUUAUAAAGUUUACUAGUUGCUUUUGGUUGCUACUUUAUUUAUUUUUAGUAUUGACACUCUAGGUUGCUUCAGAUUCAAAGUAAGCAGAGCUUUCAAAAGAGCUUCUUAAAAGCAAGUUUUUCUUCUGCGGUAGGGUUGAUACCCAUUUGGGGCCUUAAGUGCCCCAUCAAAGCCCAUCACUGAAAUGAUUUAAUCCCAUCAGCUGUUUGGUCAAUCACAUUCCUGAUUAUUGAGUCUUACUGUUCUAGUUUGAGUGGUAUAACAUUACCUUAUUGCUGAUGCAAAUUGCAAUGUGGAUUUGCUUUGUUUAAAAAAAUUGCAAAUGGUAGUAUGUUAGGUUAUAGCACUAGCUGUUAUUGUGUCAAAAUGUUUUAAUAUAAGACUUGAAUGACCAUAAAUACAGUCAUUAGAGAUCAUCAAUUUGUUUUUAGAUGAGUUUUGGUUUCAAAUAGUUUGUGUUAGCCCUAAUACUCAUUGCACUAAAUGAGUUUAUUUCUGUAAAUAUUUUGUACAUUUUCUGAUAAUCAUUGUAUUCUUUUAAUCGUUUUGUCUGUAUUCAAUAUUUACCUGUUAUAAAGUAAGAUAACAUUGCUCAAUUUAGAUUCAAUUUUUUAUGACAAUGGCAUAACAACUUAAAUAUGUCAUCUACUUAAUGGAUAUGUCAUCUACUUAAAGGAAUUUCAAGCCAACCAUAUUCUCUUUUUAUGUGGAUAUCACUGUUGCUAGGGAUGCCAACGCAAAUUUACAAAAAAAAAGAGGGAAACAAGUAUGAAAUAAUAGGAUCCCCGUCACGCUUUAUUUUAAAAAUCUUUUUUUGUAAAGAUUAGAUGAAAGGCAACAAUUUUAAUUUUAAUGUUUUGUGGCCAAAAAAACAGGAAAUAAGUUGAAAAGAGGAAAAUUGGCAUCCCUGAAUUGUCAGUUGCAUGAUUUUUGCAACAGUCGUUUCAAAUCUGAAUUGGGAUUUCAUUGUUUAAAAUCGUGAGAUGAACUAACGGAACAAGACUACUUUAUGUAAAUAAAAUGUGGCAACAGCUGGUAUCCCUGAAACCGACUGUAACAGAAUUUAUAUGUAAUAAAAAUGUUACUUCAUUAAAGCUGCACUCUCACAGAUUCACCAUUUUUACAACUUUUUUAUUUUUGGUCUUGGAAAUGGCAUUUUUUUUGCGUAAUUAUCUGCGAACCAAUGAUAUAAGAUUGCUGACAAAAACUCAGAUCGCAGAUUUUUAUAUUUAAGUUCAAAAAUUAAUGUUUUAUGGCUUAAACCGUUACUAAUGGUUUAAGAAAAAUGCAUAAAACAUCAAUUUUUGAACUUAAAUAUAAAAAUCUGCGAUCUAAUUUUUUGUCAGGAGUCUUAUAUAUCUGGUUUCCAUGGAUUUUCACAAAAAUUGGUUCAUUCCAAGUCAAAAUUUUAAAAAGUUGUCAAAACGUUCAAUCUGUGAGAAUGCAGCUUUAAAAGACUGACGGUGUGUAACAUAAUUAUCUUAAAAGACAUUGUUUCUUGCCAUGAGUCACUGACUGAAAAUUAAUUUAUCCGUAUGUCAAGCUAUUAAUAGGAAAUGCUCGAUAAAUAUGCUUUGAAAUCACUCAUUUAGCAUUUUGCGAGAGACUGAGAGUUAUGGUCCUUGAUGUUGAGGGAUCCUGUCAACGCUUAUGGGGGAUAUAUAAUUCACUCCUGUGAUAGCUCUGACUGUGUUUUGAAUGGAGUUAUAGGGUUGCAAAUGUUAUAAUCAGUUAUUUUUUAAAAGGAAAGAAGAUUUGACUUGCAUUGUUUUUCAUUAGCAUAUUCUCAUAGUAUAUUUUUUCUAUACCUUUUGAAUGAGAAAACAAUUUGAUGUACUGCAUACUCUUGUUUGAUUAUACGGUUUAGUUUCUUACGAUUAUUAAUCAUUUCAUGACAGAAUUUGUACAAAAUAAUUUAUGACUUUAUAUAAAUAUUGUCUGUACAUAUAUAAAUAGUCUAACUUAUUUCAAAAAGAGAACAUUUUGAUAAUGCCUUUUGUAAAAUGUUUAUAUCAUGUUAUGUCAUUUACUGUUUAUUUGUUAUAGAUAAUGUUUAGUUUAUUAGAGAGAUUUUCAUUCUUUUUGUAUCAUGAUAUACACUAAUCGGAACACCUCCGCCAUUUUCUAUGGAAAUCAACCUCUGAUGUAUAUGGACUGUUUACAAUGUCAGAAAUCUGUGACUACGCUUCAAAUAGAUCGGGAAGUAAUUUCAAUAUAGCAGUUUAACAAAAUGACUUUAAUCUUGGGAAUCUUAAUUAUUUAUGCAAUUAUGCACUUCACCGGCAAUCAAUUUAAACUUAGUAAUACACAAUAAAUGUUAAAACUGUACUAUAAAUUAAUACUAUUUUAAAAAAAUUACGAACUACUUCUACUGAUGUACUGGCAUACAGCCGAGGUUGUUUUCUUUGGAAAAUGGCCAAGGUGUUACAAAUGGAUAUAAGCCUUUGGCCGAUUGUUCAGAAUUUGUUGAAGUUAACAAUGCUGUUUAUGCCAUCGUUGAAAUUUUUUAAAUCAUAACUGUUCUGGAGGUGUGAUCUGCCAUAUUUCUAACAAGAUUUGAGACAAGUGUUUCAGCUGUACUUCUGUAUAUUUAAAUAUGUGAGCACAUCACCAAAUAUUUCAUGACUAAAAGUUAACAACUUUGCUGUUAAUUAUGUUGUUAAACUCCUUCUAUUUUUAAAUGGAGUUACAUCUGUCCCGCUCUGAACCCAGAUUAUUUAAAUAUUCAGUUUACCAUAAUUUUUCAAUGAUUAGAUAAUGGGGUAGCACAUUUUAAACAAAGUGAAAUUGUCUCGAAGCAACAAUUUGUGAAAACAAAAUUAUGGAAAUCAAGCUAUCUACGGCACCAUAUUAAACAUUCAUGAAACAUCAUGUUAACAUUGGCAGAUACCUCUAACUCUUAUUACCCUUAUCUCUAACGAGAUAUUGAAUUUGCAAAUUUUGGUUUUGUUUGCUGGAGUAAGGAAGUUUAAACAUGUUUCUGGUGUCAAGUAUAUACAUGUAACCACCAAAACAGUGUAGAACUGAAAAAAAAAACCUUUUUCCCCACAAAAAGGGCUAGGGUGUCUUCCCCAUUACUGGUAAAAAGGCCCUGCUUUAAUUCAGCAUAAGUAUGGUUGACCUUUUAUGUGAUUGUAGCUUGCGCAAGGAAUCCGCAUUCAUUAAUCCAGCUCAUUUUCAUCAAGUUAACAUAAUUGUUUUUGUUUGAUUACACUCUAAUAGCAAAGAUAGUUUUGCAUUGCAUAAUUGAUUUUAAACUUUGUUGCUUAAUUUCUCAGUAAUUGUUAAUUUCACAGUAAUUUACUGUGCAUGAUGGCCAAUUUGUUUCAAAAUUUUCUAAUUUAUGCUUUAAGACUAUUUCUUUCCAUGUUUGACUACUUAAUUUGACAUUAAAUUGAAUAGGAGAUCAUUUUUGAUUUGAUAUUCAAAAUUGUACAUUAAUUUUAAUCUAUUUAUAAUAAGUCAUUGUUUUCAUGGAUUGAGUAUUUUGGAUUUUGCAAUACAAAUGUUCAUGAACCAAUAAAAAUGUUAAUGAAAUGAAUUUAAAUGUUAAUUAAACAAAACAAAUGUUCAUCAACCCAUUCAAAUGUUCAUGAACCAAUACAAAUGUUCAUAAACUGAAUUCAAAUGUUCAUGAACCAAUACAAAUGUUUCAUGAAUGAAUUUGUUCAUGAACCCAUACAAAUGUUCAUGAAUAUAUAAACAUUUACAAGCCAAUAUAAUUGUUCAUGAAUCAAUGCAAAUGUUCAUGUACCAACAUCUUUUUCAUUAUAACAUAUAUCAUGUCUGUCAUUUUCUGAUGAAAUUCUAAUAAAUAAUGUAUAUUCUUAAGUGUUAAAUUUUGUUCUUCUCUGAUAAAUUGUCUUUGAAAUUAUACUUGUAUUUGUCGAUAACUCUGACAGAUUACUCUAUAUGAGCCUUUUAAUAAAAUGUAUAAAUUUAA